AUGUUUCAAGUCGUAAGAUUCGGAAAACCUUAUUACAACCUCAAACAAAACCUCAUAAUCGAGACAGACGAAACAGUAGCUGAAGCAGUGGUAGAAGGAAAACUCAGUACUCUCGCCAUGCCAUUUCCUGAGAUCGAGCUCUGCUUGACGUUGUUGAUCUACCCGAACGGCAACAAAAAUGACGGAGGGACUGGAUACGUUUCGCUUUACGCGAAAAUCGAUAACUCAAGUCUUGUAUCCGAUCCAAAAGAUGUGUAUGCAGAAAUCAAGUUCUUUGUCUACAACAGAGUCCAGGACAAAUACUAUACCUACCAAGAAACUGAGGCCAAGAGGUUUCAUUUGUUCAAACCGGAAUGGGGAGUGCCGUUAUUUCGACCGGCAUCGUUGUUCAAAACGCCGGCAGCCGGAUACAUUUUCGACGGAGAACAAUGUGUUUUUGGAAUUGACGUCUUCGUUGCUCAAACCUUUAAGGAAUGGGAAGUUUUCUCCUUUGAAGAAAACAUCAAAGAUCCCAUUUUCACAUGGAAGCUCGCCAAAUUCUCAACUCUCUUUAGUGACUCUUAUACAUCCGAUUCCUUUUCUUCCGGAGGAAGUAACUGGGCAUUGAAGGUUUAUCCAAAUGGAGAUGGUUAUGGAAAGGGCAAUUCGUUGUCACUCUACUUGUUGAGUGAGUCUAAUGAGAAUGCUUACGUUCGAGCCAAGCUACGAGUUCUUGACCAAAUCCAAUCCAACCACGUCGAGAAGCUAGUGGAGGGAUGGCCCAAUGUAACGGCAGAUAAUAAUGGAUGGGGUUUCGAGAAGUUUGUACCAUUUGCAGAUCUUAAAAAUGCAUCUAGAGGUUUAGUGGUGGACGAUGCGCUCAAGGUUGAAGUCGAGAUCAUUGCCUUCUCUAAAACAGACUCCACCUUAAGUGACUAG
Messenger RNA from Thlaspi arvense, 918 nucleotides. The record is from the annotation of a GenBank genome assembly. Lineage: Eukaryota; Viridiplantae; Streptophyta; Magnoliopsida; Brassicales; Brassicaceae.